Messenger RNA from Carcharodon carcharias (great white shark), 2360 nucleotides. Its product is annotated as tetratricopeptide repeat protein 39B. The transcript has 21 exons. The record is from RefSeq and is a predicted model, not a curated record. Bases 90 to 2117 code for a protein of 675 amino acids. Lineage: Eukaryota; Metazoa; Chordata; Chondrichthyes; Lamniformes; Lamnidae. Gene Ontology annotation, molecular function: protein binding.
CAUAACACUAGAGAGUGCUCCAAGGCUGGUGACGGUGUCCCUGCUGAAGAAGAGAUUCCUGAGUUAGCAGGUCCUUGCAGCAAGGUGAAAUGCUAGAGCCAGCCUGCACCAAGCUCCACCUUCUCUCUGAGGACAAUGACAAAGAACGCUCAGAGGAUGUACCUUCACAUCAUUCCCCUGCACCCUCCACCAGCACAGAGGCACGCAUCUCGGACCAAUUUGAAGAUGCCUAUGAAAACAUCCCAGUGGCAUCCCAGAUGGACUUGAAGAGUGCCCUGGAAGAAUGCAACAUUGCACUGAGUUUAUUCUUAAAUAACAAAUUUUCCGAAGCUUUGGAUUUGCUGCGGCCUUGGUCCAAAGACAGCAUGUACCAUGCCCUAGGUUACAGCACUAUGCAUGCGAUGCAAGCAGCCAUGACCUUUGAGCAACAGGAUAUCCUUGCAGCCAUUGGAACAAUGAAGGAAGCUUUGCAAACCUGCCAGAGAAGUUGCUGUUCCAAACCUGUGCUGUGCCAUGGAGUAGGAGUUCAUUUUCUCAAGCAGUGGGUUCCCAAACUCAGUCAUGGUAUUACAGCCGCACUCAGCAAAAGCAAAGCUCUGAGGACCAGUGGAAAGGAGGGAAUACUGAGGAACAGAAUUGUGCCGCAUUACACCUUCUGGCAGAGCAACAUUGACCAGAAGUGGUUUCGAAAGAAGAAUUCUGUUGUGGAGUCAUUAUCACAUUUAGUUUCAAAACAAGGGUCUGACCAACUGACAGAAGAGGAGAUGCAUGCAGAGAUGUGCUACGCCGAAUGCCUACUUCAGAAGGCAGCUCUGACAUUAGUGCAGGAUGAAAACAUGAUUAAUUUUAUUAAAGGAGGAAUCAAAAUACGAACAAGUUAUAACAUCUACAGAGAAUGCCAACAGAUCGUACAGAUGACACAGGACCGAGUCAAAACUGAUGUCUACUGCCAGUUUGAAGGAGGUGUCAAGCUAGGGAUUGGAGCUUUUAACCUGAUGCUGUCUCUGCUACCUUUGAGAAUUCUUCGACUUCUUGAAUUUAUUGGAUUUUCGGGUAAUCGGGAUCUGGGGUUAUCCAUGCUGCGUGAAGGCGCCAGCACCCAUAGCUUGAGAGCUGUAUUGUGUGCCUUGACUCUAUUGAUGUAUCAAACUUACAUCACUGUAGUUCUCGGUGCGGGUGAAGGCAACCUCCAAGAAGCCGAAACACUCCUUCAACCUUACCUCGAGAAAUAUCCUAAUGGCUCCAUUAUAUUAUUUUAUUCAGCAAGAAUAAAAAUACUCAGGGGAAACUUUGAAAUGGCUCAGAAGAAGUUUGAGGAAUGCAUAGCAGCUCAGGAAGAGUGGAGACAGAUUCAUCAUCUGUGUUACUGGGAACUAAUGUGGAGUCACUCCUUUCAGCAGCAGUGGCUGCAGGCAUACCGCUUUGCUGAUCUCCUCUCCAAAGAAAGUCGGUGGUCUCAAGCAAUCUACACGUUUCAGAAAGCUGCAAUUCUCAGCAUGCUCCCAGAGCAAGACAUUCAAAAGACUGGAGAGAAAGUGGAAGAACUAUUCAGACAAGUUGAAGGUCUGAAGCAACGAAUUGCUGGGAAAUCUAUACCCACAGAGAAGUUUGCAGUGAGAAAAGCCAGACGGUACACGACUCCAAAUCCUGUCAAACUGGUCCUGCCUUUACUGGAAAUGAUGUACGUGUGGAACGGAUUUGCAAUACUGGGUAAACGAGCAGACCUGACUGAGAACAUGCUGGUUACAAUAGAAAAGGCAGAAAUAGAGUUACAAAAACACCCCAAGCCUGUUGAAUACCAAGUAGAUGAUGAGAGUCUUGUACAGCUUCUAAAAGGGCUAUGUCUGAAACAUUUGGGCCGUCCCUUACAAGCUGAACUCUGCUUCAAUCAGGUGAUCCAAAGUGAGAAGAGGAUAAGGUACGAUCAUUAUUUGGUGCCAUUUACUCUUUAUGAAAUGGGUUUGUUAUACAAACAGCAAGGACACAAUGAUAAGGCCAGGAUGUACUUUGAAACAGCAAAGAAUAACUACAAAGACUAUUCAAUGGAAUCUCGGUUACAUUUUAGGAUCCAUGCUGCACUCAACAGCUUGAAGAAUUCCCCUACCUCAACACCUUGACUAUUCCUCAGGAACAACUUCCUGAAGUAUGUUGCAAUAAAUAAAAGCCUGUGUACGGGUAGGAGUGAUAUACAAAUCACAGACAAGAGCAAAAUAAUGCUGACAUAAUCCGCUGUCUUAGAAGUAUUCUGAAUGUUGUAAUAUGUUCCCUUAAUUCUCAUCUUAAAAAAUUAAGCAGGGUUUUUUUUUACAAUGCUGUAAAGUGUGUUCUUGCAUAAAAAUAAAAGACAGAGAUUUGUUCUU